Molecule: messenger RNA, 1020 nt
Organism: Metarhizium brunneum ARSEF 3297
Lineage: Eukaryota; Fungi; Ascomycota; Sordariomycetes; Hypocreales; Clavicipitaceae
Gene: mtd1
Product: Methylenetetrahydrofolate dehydrogenase
Biological process (GO): purine nucleobase biosynthetic process
Cellular component (GO): cytosol
Molecular function (GO): methylenetetrahydrofolate dehydrogenase (NADP+) activity; methylenetetrahydrofolate dehydrogenase (NAD+) activity
Source: RefSeq, a predicted model, not a curated record
AUGGCUUCGUCAGAAGCUCCGAAGACCUGCAAGGUCAUUACCGCAGAGACCAUUGCUAAGAACCUCUUGACCGAAGUCAAAGAGACGCUGGCCAAAGUCCAGGGAGGUAACCCCAAAGCACCGACGCUUGUUGCUUUCUUGGCAAAUGGUGAUCCCGCUGCGGUUCAGUACGCCCAGUGGUCAAAAAAGACUUGCGAGGAGAAUGGUUUCAACUUUGACCUCCGCACUGUUGACAAAGAUCUCCUCGAGGAGGAGAUCACGAAAGCCAAUCAAGAUGACGUUGUUGACGGCAUCAUCGUUUACUAUCCUAUCUUCCCCCAGAACCCCACACAUGACAAGUACGUCCAGGAGACUGUAGAGCUUGCCAAAGAUGUCGAGGGUAUGCGCCACAAGUAUCUUUACAACAUGUAUCAUAAUAUCCGAUUCCUGGAUCCUCCGGAGAACCGAAAGAAGUCUAUUUUGCCAUGCACUCCACUGGCUGUGGUUAAGAUCUUGGAAUAUCUUCAAAUUUACAACCCCAUUUUGGCAGCCGGGAAUCGCCUGUUUGGCAAGACUAUCACCGUCAUUAACCGCUCCGAAGUAAACGGCCGGCCUCUCGCUGCUUUGCUAGCCAAUGAUGGUGCUACUGUAUACUCUGUUGAUAUCACCGGAGUCCAGUUAUUCACCCGUGGUCAGGGUAUCAAAAGCCCGCGACACCAAGUCGAGGACAAGGAGGGCUGGGGCUUGAAGGACUGCUUGCCUCUUAGCGACGUUGUCAUUGGAGGUGUUCCUGUGGAAUCAUUCAAGGUCCCUACAGACCUUAUCCGUGAUGGUGCUGUGUGCAUCAACUUUUCUUCGUACAGGAACUUUGACGGCCCCGCGAUCAAGGAGAAGGCCUCGAUCUAUGUCCCUUCUGUUGGCAAGGUGACGAUUGCCAUCUUGCUCCGUAACCUCGUGCGUUUGGUUGCCAAUCAUCCCUCCAAGGAUGACGCUGACAAGGUUUUGAUCCAAGCCAAGACCGAGGCAUUUGCUGAUGAUUAG